CUAAUUUAGACCCAACGGCUCCACGGUAGGCGAGCCCACUUGGAGCACGUUCAGGACGGGACGGGCGCAGCCGGUGAGCUUCUGCUAACACACCACAUGUAACCAGCCAAACGCACGGGACAGCCCCUCACCAUGGACCCUCUUGGUCAGGUCCCUGUUGUGGAUCACAAGAUCACCAUGAAAGAGGCAGGUUUUACUGCACACUGUGAGCAGACAGUGAAUCGUCAUUCAGGACUUCAGAGGCAAGUGUGUCCUGAAAACUAAGGGGGUGGGACAGGAUGCGGCAGGAUGCUCCCCUCUCGUCUCUCCCUACAGGCCCCGAUCCUGACAUCGCCGUCUACACCAAGUUCAUGAUGACUCACACCUGCUAUGAUGCCAUUCCGACAAGCUCCAAGCUCGUUAUCUUUGACACUACGCUGCAGGUGAAGAAAGCCUUCUUCGCUCUGGUGGCCAACGGCUUGAGAGCAGCACCACUUUGGGACAACAAGCUGCAGUGUUUCGUAGGAAUGCUGACCAUCACAGACUUUAUUAACAUUCUCCAUCGCUACUACAAGUCCCCCAUGGUACAGAUCUAUGAGCUGGAAGAGCACAAGAUUGAAACAUGGAGAGAAGUGUACCUACACUACUCCUGCCAUUCUCUGAUUAGCAUCACACCAGACUCCAGCUUAUUUGACGCCAUCUACUCGCUAUUGAAAAAUAAGAUCCACCGACUUCCCGUCAUCGACCCCGAAUCUGGAAACGUCCUGCACAUACUGACGCACAAAAGGAUCCUCAAGUUCCUGCACAUCUUCGGGGCGACGAUCCCGAAGCCGCGGUUCCUACAGAAGCGCAUCAGGGAGGCGCAAAUCGGGACGUUCAAGCACAUCGCCACGGUGAAGGAGACCGAGACGCUGUAUGACGCCCUGUCCAUUUUCGUGGGAAGACGGGUGUCCGCGCUGCCCGUGGUAAACGAAAAAGGGAAGGUGGUGGCUCUCUACUCCAGGUUUGACGUUAUCAACCUUGCUGCGCAGAAGAGCUACAAUAACCUGAACAUGACCAUGCGGGAAGCGGUGCAGAGCAGAGGGUGCUGCGUCGAGGGCGUGCUAAAGUGCUACCCGCACGAGACGCUGGAGGUCAUCAUCGACCGCAUUGCCAAAGCUGAGGUUCACCGUCUGGUCCUGGUGGACGAGGACGACGUGGUCAGGGGGAUCAUCUCGCUCUCUGACCUGCUCCAAGCUUUGGUCUUGACGCCGGCAGAGAUUUCAAGACAAAUGAGCUGUGACAAUUCAAAGAAAGUAUGAAAUGAAUCACGGAUUAAGAAAAAAAUGUUUUAAAUAUACAUCCACUUAUAACAACAGUGAUUUUUCAGUGUUGGAUUUAUGAAAUGUAUACACUCUAGAACAAGUGAUAAUUAAUCUUCCGGUCCUAUUCAUUGUUUGCCUGAUAAUUUAUUUUUUGUGUAUUUUGUAUGGAAUAUUUUAUAUUGUCUAGUAUCGAUCACUUAAACAUUGUUGAAGUAUCUUUGCUUGGCCGUUCCCUUGACAUUAAUUGACAUAAUCAUAAACAAGUAAUUGUAAAUAACAGUGCAUUGAUUUAAGCUGCAUUGUAAAACACGGGACAGCAGCACUUCUCUGCCAAGUAAUCCCAGUGUUACUUGUGCAGAAUGAGGUAGAGGUUUACAGCGUAUCGAUUUUCUUGGUGUAUUUUAUCUUACAGCGUUUCUUUUCAAACCUCACAUUUGGUUACGAUAAAUGUGUUUUUUUUAACUGCAGAAUUUUGCACGUCAGCAAGAUUUUAUAUUACAGUGACUGAAGUAAUUGUACUUAAUAAAAACGAAUGUUACAGUUUCAUCACAGUGACA
Paramormyrops kingsleyae is the source of this 1840-nucleotide messenger RNA. It is a transcript of the gene prkag3a, whose product is annotated as protein kinase, AMP-activated, gamma 3a non-catalytic subunit. The record is from RefSeq and is a predicted model, not a curated record. Lineage: Eukaryota; Metazoa; Chordata; Actinopteri; Osteoglossiformes; Mormyridae. Gene Ontology annotation, cellular component: cytoplasm; nucleus; nucleotide-activated protein kinase complex. Gene Ontology annotation, biological process: protein phosphorylation; regulation of catalytic activity. Gene Ontology annotation, molecular function: protein kinase binding; protein kinase regulator activity; AMP binding.